CUACAACUCCAGUAUGUCGGGAAGAAGCUCGUCGACCUGCCUACACCCGCGGUGGUGCUGGACCGCGCGAAAGUGAGGAAGAACUGCGAAGCGAUGCUCGAUGUGUGUGGGAAGUUGGGAGUCGGAUUCAGGGCGCAUGUGAAGAGUCAUAAGACGCUCGAGCUCUCCAAGCUGCAAGUCGGCCCCGCCCUCGACAAGCCCGCAAACUUCAUCGUCUCGACGCUGGUCGAGGCGGAGAAUCUGCUGCCCUUCUUGCUGGAGUGUCAGGCCAACGGGCGAGAAAGCAGCGUCCUCUACGGCGUCCCCCCGGCCCCUACAAUCCUUCCCCGCCUCACCCACCUCGCCUCUAAACUGCGCCCAGGCAGUGUCAACAUCCUCGUCGACAACAUCGAGUCCUUCAACAAGCUCAAAGACGGGCUCGUCGUCGCCAAGAUCGGCGUCUUCAUCAAGAUCGACACAGGCUAUCAGCGCGCCGGCAUAACCACCUCAUCCCAGAAGUUCCCGCGCCUGAUCAGAAAGGUGGUGGGAACCGUCGGCGAAGAGUUCCGCGGCUUCUACUCACACUUCGGCCACUCGUACGCUGGUAGUUCCGAGAAAGAUGCUGCCCACGGUCUGAUUUCCGAGCUGGAAGGGCUCGAAGAGGCUGCUGGGGAAAUCGAGGAGAAUUAUCUGAAGCUGCUGAAGAGGAGAGUGGUGCUGACAGUGGGUGCGACGCCCACAGCGACAGCCGCGAUGAACAUGCUUUCUGGAUCGCCGCGCGCCGCGGAGUUCAAGACGCUGCUGAAUCGCCUGAAAGAGACGUAUGCUGUGGAGCUGCAUGCCGGGGUAUAUCCGCUACUCGAUAUGCAGCAAGUAGCGACGCAUGCGCGGCCGGCCUCCGGGCGGGCGGCGUUGACGAAGGACAGCGUCGGGAUAAAAGUCCUGCUCGAGAUAUCUUCUGUAUACGAUGAGAGAGAGAAACCUGAGGCGCUUGCGUCCGCUGGGUCGUUAGCGUUGGGGAGGGAACCGUGCAAGAGCUAUCCGGGAUGGGGUAUCGUGACCAAUGAGCUGGGAAAUGAUGGCAACAUUGUUUACGACGAGCGAGGAGACAGGACUGGUUGGAUUGUAGGCCGUAUAAGUCAAGAGCAUGGAAUUUUGACAUGGGAAGGCCCGGAGCACGACAUGAAGCCAUUAGAUAUAGGGUCCAAGGUCCUGGUAUGGCCGAACCAUGCUUGUGUGGCUGGCGCUGGGUUUGGAUGGUAUCUCAUCGUUGAUUCGGAGAAAGAUAGUCAUACCGUUGUGGAUGUCUGGGUCCGGUGGCGUGGAUGGUAA
This is a messenger RNA of Paraphaeosphaeria sporulosa, 1311 nucleotides long. RefSeq lists its product as uncharacterized. The record is from RefSeq and is a predicted model, not a curated record. Lineage: Eukaryota; Fungi; Ascomycota; Dothideomycetes; Pleosporales; Didymosphaeriaceae. Gene Ontology annotation, molecular function: D-serine ammonia-lyase activity. Gene Ontology annotation, biological process: D-serine catabolic process. The annotation marks the transcript as partial. The transcript has 3 exons.